Molecule: messenger RNA, 3318 nt
Organism: Camellia sinensis
Lineage: Eukaryota; Viridiplantae; Streptophyta; Magnoliopsida; Ericales; Theaceae
Source: RefSeq, a predicted model, not a curated record
AUGACAGUGGAACCGACUAUUGUUGUUGAGGUAAAGACAAGACAGAUGGAGGAUAACUUCUACAAGAAAAUAGCCGAGGAAAUUGACACAAAGCUGAGAUCAGGGUAUACUAUCGAAAAGCAAGUACUCAAGUUUGAGGGAAGGUUGUGUGUGGCCGAUAUCCCAGAGUUGAAGAGGAAAAUUUUGCAGGAAGCUCAUGGUUCCAAAUUUGCUGUCCAUCCAGGGAACACCAAAAUGCGUGAGUCAAAAUUUAUUCAGAAAAUUGUUAAAGUCAUUGAAGACAAGUUGAACCGCAAGAUUUUGAGCGAUGCACCUUCCCUAAUUGGAAUGCAUUCUCGAGUCACGAGCAUUAACUCAUGGUUACAAGAUGAAUCAACUAAUGCCGGUGUGCUUGUAAUUUGUGGAAUGGGCGGGAUAGGGAAGACAACUAUCGCCAAAUUUGUGUACAAUUUAAAUUACAGAAGAUUUGAAAGUAGCUGUUUUCUUGCAAAUAUCAGAGAAGUUUCAAAGCAACCAAACGGAUUAGUUCGUUUACAAAGACAACUACUUUCGGAAAUUUCCAAGAGGAAAAAAGAAAACAUACAUAAUGUUGAUGAAGGAAAUAUUAAGAUAAUGGAAGCCAUGUCAUGUAAAAGAGUUCUUAUUGUUCUGGAUGAUGUAGAUCAAUUGGACCAAUUAGAUGCAGUAAUUGGAAUUCAGGAUUGGCUUCAUCCCGGAAGUAAAAUCAUGAUAACAAGUAGACAUGAGCGAUUAAUGCAAGCUCACAAAGCUCAUGAGGUGUAUAAGGUUGAAAAUUUUGAUGAAGCUGAAUCAUUUGAGCUCUUCAGUUGGCAUGCUUUUGGACAAAACCAUCCUAUGGAAGGCUUCAUUGAGCACUCGAAAAGGGUAGUACAAUACUGUGGAGGACUUCCACUAGCUCUUCAAGUUUUGGGUUCAUCUCUGUCUGGGAAAAGUGUACAUGUUUGGGAAAGUGCAUUGGAGAAAUUAGAUGCAAUCCCUGAAAGUCAAAUUGUGAAAAAACUCAAAAUAAGCUACGACUCCUUACAAGAUGAUCAUGACAAAAAUUUAUUCUUACAUAUUGCUUGCUUCUUUGUUGGGAAGGACAAAGAUUGCUUGACAAGAAUACUAGAUGAAUGUGAUUUCUACACAACGAUUGGUAUUCAAAAUCUCAUUGAUAGAUGUCUCGUUACAAUUGAUAAAAGUAACAAGCUAAUGAUGCAUCAAUUGCUUCGAGAUAUGGGAAGAGAAAUUAUUCGCCAUGAAUCGCCUAGGGAGCCUGGGAAACGUAGCAGAUUAUGGCAUCGUAAAGAUUCCUUCAAUGUAUUAAGAGAAAAAACUGGCACUGAAACAAUAGAAGGCCUUGCCCUUGACAUGCAUAUGUCAAGGGAAAGCAAGUCUUCAAAGUCAAUCCUUCGUGCUAAUACUUCAAAUCUACACCACUUCAAAGAGUACUUCUUUGGCAAAUCAUCGUUGGAUCGAGAAAAUGCACUAAACCGACAUCAUUUUGGCUUCCUGUCCUCACACCCAACAAGCACUGAGCAAAGAAAUGCAAAUGAUGUAGGCUUCAAAACUGAUGCAUUUGCAAGAAUGCAAAAAUUAAGACUACUGCAACUAAAUUAUGUACAACUCAACGGAAGUUGUGCGGAAUUUCCUAAAGGAUUAAGUUGGCUGUGUUGGCGUGGAUUCCCUUCAAAAUUCAUUCCCAAAGAUUUUCCUCUAGAUAGCUUGGUUGAGCUUGACAUGCGUUAUAGCCACUUGGAACGAGUUUGGAAGGGAACCAAGUUUCUUGGCCUAUUAAAAACCCUUAAUCUCAGCCAUUCCCAUAGCCUUGCAAAAACUCCUGACUUCUCGCUACUCCCUAAUCUAGAGAGGUUGAUUCUUAAAGAUUGCACUAGUCUUUUUAAGAUUCACAAAUCCAUUGGCAACCUGGAGAGACUUGCUCUCUUGAAUGCAAAAGAUUGCAAACAACUGAGGAAGCUACCGAGAAACAUUGUUAUGGUCAAAUCUCUUGAAAAACUUAUCAUUUCUGGUUGCUCAAAUCUUGACAAGUUGCCACCGGAUAUGGGGAAGAUGGAAUCUCUGAAAGUGCUUUAUGCAGAUGGAAUUGCCAUAGAUCAGCUACUCUCUACAAUUGGGGAGGUCAAACCAUGGCAUGCAUUUGUCUGCCCAAUGCUACCAAAACCGAGAAAAACUUUAGAAAUUUCAUGGGUUUCUUUACCUCAGUUCUUAGUAAACCUAAGUCUUGUGGACUGCAAUUUAUCAGACGAUGCUUUUCCAAGGGAUUUUAAUAACCUUCCCUUGUUGCAAAACUUGAAUCUGAGCAAAAACCCGAUUUGUACUCUACCAGAUUGCAUCAAAGAUCUGUCUAGGCUUCAGACACUUCGGUUAAAUUCAUGUACAAGGCUCCAAUCACUGCUAGGCCUACAAAGUGUUGAAAAUUUGUUUGUGGGGCAUUGUACAUCACUGGAGAAAAUAACAUAUCAAUCGAAUAUGUUUCGCUCACAAAUUGAACAUACUAAAUGUGAUAAGCUGGUUGAGGUCCAAGGCUUAUUCAAGUUGCAACCUGUAGGAAAGGUUGAAAUGGAAAUGAUCAAAAACUUGGGUUUAUUCAAUUUGGAGGCCAUGCCCAUCCACACUGAGGUGUGCAUACUAAGUGGUACAUCACUUAAUAUAGCCAAGCAUCCCAUCCAGGGUUUGUAUGAGUUCGGUGUUGUAUUCAACACAUUUUUUCCAGGGAGAGAGGUUCCAGGCUGGUAUAGCAACAAAAGCACAGGAUCCUCAAUAUCUUUUAUUUUGCCAUCACUGCACAAUUUAACAAUUCGAGGCCUGAAUGUGUGUUUAGUAUAUGCAAUUUUUUACGAUGAGGAGGACAAUAGGGCAAGCCAUGGGAAUGAUCAUCAACCAUUUUUACGUAUUGAAAUUAGUACCAGAAGCAAGUCUCUAAACUUGAAAUACAACCCAAUAUGUAUUGGCGUUCCUGAAACUAAUGAAGAUAUGAUAUGGUUAAGCCAUUGGAGCAUUGGGAAUCAACUAGAAGGUGGCGAUGAAGUGAAUGCUUCAGUAACUAUGAGGACAGUGUUUGAGUUAAAAGAGUUUGGAGUUGAUGUGGUGUAUGAGGAAGAACAAAAACAGGCCGGUGCUCAAGACAAGGCUUACCCCUUUAAUUGUCCAAAAUCAUUACGUGUAGUGAGAACAUACAUCGUCAGCAAUCCAGUAUCCUCGAAAGAUUAUGUUUUAGCUCCAUUAUCUUGCUCAAGUUGGCAUAAAUACGUACUUCAAGUCUACACAGAAACUACAGGUUUCUUCCAUGCUCUUUAA